Molecule: messenger RNA, 13283 nt
Organism: Megalobrama amblycephala (Wuchang bream)
Lineage: Eukaryota; Metazoa; Chordata; Actinopteri; Cypriniformes; Xenocyprididae
Gene: dync2h1
Product: cytoplasmic dynein 2 heavy chain 1
Exons: 90
Coding region: 283-13059 (4258 amino acids)
Biological process (GO): microtubule-based movement
Cellular component (GO): dynein complex
Molecular function (GO): dynein light intermediate chain binding; minus-end-directed microtubule motor activity; ATP hydrolysis activity
Source: RefSeq, a predicted model, not a curated record
CGCGCCAGCUUCACCGCUAAUGCGCCACAACAUUCCCUCAUCUGCUCCUGCACAUCCACCCGACAAAUGACAGGGAUCUGCUGUCGAAGAUGCGUUUAAAACCCAACACAAAGCGUGUUCUUCACAGCCUUCUGCGCUCCGCCUAACAGAAGCUCGUUAUUUUAUUUUGCAGGAGUAAAUUCACUUCAUGGGAGAGAUAGAGUGGUUAGCGUAGCCUAGCGUGCUAAUCCUUCAGCAGAACUGAUCAAACUGUCAGAAUCUGACUUCAGUAAACCGUGAAAGAUGCCGUCUGGGACAGAUGACCCUCGUAAACUCUUCAUCCUGACCACGGCGGGAAACUACUUCUCUCUGGACACACCGGCAUCUCUCUCCUCCUGCCGUCCUCUCGAUAACUUCCUAGAUGAUGGGAAUGAGUUUCUGCUUGCCGUCAGCAGACACGCAGAUGAGCUGCACUUCUCCAACAAGCUGGAGAGUAUGGAGGGUGACGGCAGGGUUCUUGUGUUCUUCAAACCUCAUCCGUGUGUGGUGUCCAAGGACAACCUGCACCGAUCCGUCCUGGUGUCCUCCAUGCUGGAGUCUCCCAUCAGCACCCUGUACCAGGCCCUGCGACAGGUCUACGGCCCCGUCCUGCUGCAGGAUGAUAAAUGGAGUCAGUCGUUCGACUCAAAGCUUCAGUCUCUGCUCACGGAUCUUGAGGUCGGGCUGGGUUCUGUGCUUAGACACUCUGCACCAAAGGAUUCUGGGAAACGGAGUCAUUCAGAGUCAGAUGUGUUGAGCAUCACGACCCCUCUGGAUGAGUUCUGCUUCUGGGCCGAUGUCAGUCGCUCUGGACAGCAGAGCAGCGAGAGAGAGAGAGCCGCACACUUCUCUGAGCUCUUCACCACCAUUGAGAAGGACUACAGUAAUCUGGAUAGUUUCAGUCUGGUGGAGGUGCUGGACCUGAUUGAGAGCACACGCGAGACAGUAGAUGACGUGUGGAAACAGAAUGAGCACGCCCCCUACCCCGAGACACGCAUGAUCAGACUCAUGGAUGUCAUAGGCGGAGCUCUCGGCAGGUUCGUACAGCGGAAGUUGAAUGCGCUGCGCUUGUGGGAGGAUGCUUAUUUCACAGUCAGGGAGGGGCUUAAAGGGGGCGUGACUGUCUGUGAGCAGUGGGUGGCGGCCUGUGAACACCUGACUGGUCAGGUGUGGAAACGCUACUCGCCUCAUCCGUGGAGCGGAGAGAAGCACCGCCCACAGGGGCUGCAGAGCCUCGGCCAGCGAUUGGAGGAGGUGGCGCAGGUGCGAUCUGUUUGUGAAAAACUGCAGCGUUUGUUAUCCGGAGGGAAACAGCAGGUUUCAGCCGCACGUGUGUAUCAGCCUUUCACGGGACUCAACCCGAUACACUACAACCCUUACACUGAGCCCUUAUGGAGAGCCGCAGUGUCUCAGUUUGAUCGACUCAUCGCUCCAGCAGAACAGGAAGCAGCUGGAAAGCUCAAGACCUUCAUAAUAGAUGCACAGGACAGUCCGCAGCAGCUUCUGCAGGCCUUUCAGAAACACAGAGAUCUGAUCAAACGACCCACAAUCAGCAAAGAACUGAAGCCUGAGAGAGAAACGCUCCUUACACGACUGCUGGACUACAACAAGGGACUGCGGGCAGAUUUUGAGAGCCGUUGUCACGGCACUCCAGGAGAGAAAACCGGUCCUCUAGCGGGCAGAAACCUUCCUGAGGUCGUCAACAAUAUCGUGUGGGUCAGACAGCUGCUGCUCAAGGUGGAGGACUCUCUGAAGAUGGCAGACGCGUUGCUCUCUGAUCUGUCUGGGUUUCGGCCGCUGGUCCGUUUCUCUGAUGAGCUGCAGGAGCAGCUGAGAUCGUACGAGCAGGAGCAGUUUGAGGACUGGACCAGAGACCUGCUGUCGGGACUCUCUGAUCCCAAAUCUGGAAUCAGUUUGCAGGCCAGCAAUCGUGUCAUGGAGUUGGAUCACAUGGAUGGCAAACUGAAGAUCCAGUACUCGGACCGGCUGGUGAGUUUACUCCGAGAGGUGCGGCAGCUCUCCGCUCUGGGUUUCACCAUCCCUGCGAAGAUCCAGCAGGCGGCAAACACCGCAGAGAAGUUCUACCGACAGGCCAUCAUCCUCAAACAGGUGGCUCAUUUCUACAACACCAUCGAUCAGCAGAUGAUACCUUCUCAACGACCCAUGAUGCUCGGCUGUGCUCUGGCCUUUGAGCAGGUCAUCAAGAACCCACGGUCUCAGUCUCGCGAAGAAGGCGGAAAACUCCAGAUCACGUGGGAGAAUCCUAAAGAGCUGGAGCAGUACAUCGGUAAACUGCAGAGCGCCGCAGAGAGACUCUCCACGGAGAACCGCAAACUCAGGAAGUGGCACACCGACUUCACUGAAAAGGUGGUGUGUCUGAUGGGAGUGGAUCUCCUGCGUCAGCAGCAAAGAUGGAAAGAUGGUCUUCAGGAUCUCAGGACUGGAUUUGCCACACUGGAGUCUCAGGGGUUUCGUACAGGAGACAUGAAGGCCUGGCGUCAGCACUGGAACCAUCAGCUGUAUAAAGCUCUGGAGCAUCAGUAUCAGGUGGGACUGGAGGCCCUCAACAAGAACCUGCCGGAGAUUAACAUCGACCUCAUCUUCAAGCAGGGGCGGCUGCAGUUCCGUCCAGCGUUUGAAGAGGUCAGGGCAAAAUACUACCGCGAGAUGAAAAGGUUCAUCUGCAUCCCGAACCAGUUUAAGGGCGUGAGCGAGACGGGAGAGGAGCCCAUAUUCACCUGCAUGAUCGAACACAACGCCAGCGGCUUCUUGACCAUCUUCAGCAAAGCUGAACUCCUCUUCAGUCGACUCACACAAGUGCUGGACAAGUUUAAGGACUGGGUGGUUCUGGGACAGGUGGAUAUAGAUGUUCUGGUGGAGAAACACCUUCACAGUGUCCAGGACUGGGAGAGAAACUUCAAAGCUCUCAAAGCCAAAGGAAAAGAGGCCGAGCGGCUGCCCAGCACAGAGAAGGUGGACUGCAUCACGGUGAACUGUGAGCCUGUCAGAGUGGCCGUGGACGAUCUCAUCCAGAGGUUGUUUGACGCUCUGCUGACGUCCCUGAGGAGAUCCAUCCUGGGUCACAUUCAGGUGAUAGACUCUUUCGUGAGCGGUGCAAUGGAGACGUUGUCCUUGCGUCCUGAGAGCAUUGAUGAGAUUGGAGAGGCCAAUACCAAACACAGCCAGUUACAGACCCAGAAACCUGAGAUUCUGCCUCAGUUCCAGCAGGCGGAGGAGAAGAACAGGCUGUUGCGCUCCGUGGCGGGUGGAGGUCUGGACACCAUCAGCUCCCUCAGAGCCAAAUGGGACAAAUUUGAGCUGGUGAUGGAGAGUCAUCAGCUCAUGAUUAAAGAACAAGUGGAGGUGAUGAAAGGGAACGUCGAGUCGCGGGUGCAGGUUUACCUGCAGGACCUGCAGAAGUUCAGAGCCCGCUGGGACCAGCUCAAACCCGGGCAUGACAUCAUCGAGUCAGGUGACCACGAGGCUCUGCAGCAGUGCGUCCAGAACAUCCGAGACAGACGAGCCGAGUUCGACGAGCUGGAGAACACGCGCAAAAAACUCACGGAGGACUGUGAACACUUUCAUCUGAGCCCUCCUGACGCAUCUCUGGCUUCAGACACGCUGAGGGACCUGCAGGAGUGUUCAGAGAUGUGGGAACUUUACGAGGAGUUUCAGCAGGGACUGGAUGAAAACGCCGAGCAGGACUGGAUUUCCUUCAGGAGUAAGACCCACGUGUUCGAGGAGUUUUUGUUUGCGUGGCACGACCGACUGAGGAAGCUGGAGGAGCAAACCAGCAUGUCUGUCAAACUGCAGAAGGAAGUGGACAGAUACAAGGCUGUAGUUCCAGUGUUAAAGUACGUGCGCGGUGAACACCUCUCUCAGGAACACUGGCUGGAUCUGUUCCGGCUCGUCUCUCUGCCCAGAGGAACCACACUCGAGAGACUGCAGUUCAGAGACCUGCUACGAGUGGCCGACAACAUCAUAGACAAAGCCCUGGAGCUCAAGGAUCUCAACAGUCGCGCCCAGGCGGAGGUCACCAUCCGCGAGGCCCUGCGGGAGCUGGAACUGUGGGGCGCCGGCGCGUGUUUCACCCUGACGGACUACACGGACAGUCAGGGCGGCUCUCUGCGUGUCAUCAAGGACUGGAGGGACAUGGUCAACCAGGUGGGCGACAACCGUUGCCUGCUGCAGUCGCUCAAAGACUCGCCCUAUUACCUGCGCUUCCAGGACAAAGUGUCGCUGUGGGAAACCCGACUGGCCGACCUCGACGAGUACCUCCAGAACCUCAACACCAUCCAGAGGAAGUGGGUCUACCUCGAGCCCAUAUUUGGCCGUGGGGCGUUGCCGCGGGAACAGGCCCGCUUUCAGAGGGUGGACCAGGAUUUCAGGGCGAUCAUGGCAGACGUUCAGAGGGACAGCAGGGUCACAUCUCUCACGACUCGAGCUGGAAUCAGAAACUCUCUCGUCACCAUCUUGGACCAGUUACAGCGCUGCCAGAAAUCCCUCAAUGAAUUCCUGGAGGAGAAGCGUUCUGCAUUUCCUCGGUUUUACUUCAUUGGAGACGACGAUCUGCUGGAGAUUCUCGGACAGGCCACAAACCCUACUGUCAUACACACACACCUGAAGAAACUCUUCGCAGGCAUCAGCAGUGUGGAGUUUGAUCAGAGUUUUCAGAGCAUCACAGCCAUGAAAUCACUGGAGGGAGAGAUGGUGCCGCUCCAGAACACCAUCAGCAUCUCCAACGACGUGGAGGUUUGGCUGAGCGCUCUCUCCACAGAGAUGAAAAACACCCUGAAACAUCUUCUGUGUGAGUGUGUGAAUGCUGGGAAGAAAGGAAACUUGGACCCCACACGCUACCCUUCUCAGAUUCUGUGCCUGGCAGAGCAGAUCCAGUUCACAGCGGAUGUGGAGAACGCCAUACGCCAGCAGAGCCUCCAUCAGCUGGAGCAGGAGCUCACCGCCAAACUGGAGAACUACACCAGUGUAGACACCAACACAGACGACACUGCAGAGUCCAGAGUUCUGCAGCUGAAGCUGAGGGCUCUGAUUCUGGACGUGAUCCACAACAUCUCGGUCGUUCAGAGUCUGAGAGAAGCUCAGAUUCACACCACUGACGACUGGAUCUGGAAGAAACAGCUGCGCUUCUACCUGAACACAGAGCAGCGCUGCUCCAUACAGAUGGUGGACGCAGAGUUCAGCUACACCUAUGAGUAUCAGGGCAACGCUCCUAAACUGGUGCACACGCCUCUCACGGACAAGUGCUAUCUGACACUGACACAGGCCAUGGAGAUGGGUUUGGGCGGGAACCCGUACGGCCCUGCGGGAACCGGCAAGACUGAGUCCGUCAAAGCCCUGGGAGGAUUGUUUGGAAGACAAGUGCUGGUCUUCAACUGUGAUGAGGGUAUAGAUGUGAAGUCCAUGGGGCGGAUCUUCGUGGGGCUGGUGAAGUGUGGAGCGUGGGGCUGUUUUGAUGAGUUCAAUCGCCUGGAAGAGGCCGUGCUCUCCGCCGUCUCCAUGCAGAUACAAGCCAUCCAGAACUCACUGAAAAACCACCGCACCACCUGCCAGCUACUCAAUAAAGAGGUGGAGUUGGACCCCAACUCGGGCGUCUUUAUUACUCUGAACCCGGCGGGUAAAGGAUACGGAGGGCGGCAGAAGUUGCCGGAUAAUCUGAAGCAGCUCUUCCGACCGGUUGCCAUGACGAGUCCCGAUAACGAGCUCAUCGCUGAGGUCAUCCUGUACUCAGAGGGGUUUAAGGAAGGAAAGGCACUUGGACGAAAAUUGGUCGCUAUAUUCAACCUGGCCAGGGAGCUGUUGACGCCCCAGCAGCACUAUGACUGGGGCUUACGUGCGCUGAAGACGGUUCUGAGAGGCUGUGGGAGUUUACUGCAGUUACAGAGACUGAACAACAACCCCAUGAAAGAGAGCUGGUUAGUGGUUCAGGCUCUGAGGUUAAACACCAUGUCAAAGUUGACGUUCGCCGAUAGCUCUCGGUUUGAUGCCCUGGUCAGAGACGUGUUUCCUGGAGUCGACUUUAAGGACGUGGAAUAUGAGACGCUCAAAUCCGCCCUGCUGUCUGUGUAUGAAGAGGCACGGCUGGAGAUCAUACCCAGUCAGAUAAAGAAGGCUCUGGAGCUGUACGAGCAGCUCCGGCAGCGGAUGGGUGUGGUGGUGGUCGGGCCCAGCGGGGCGGGGAAGUCCACUCUGUGGAGGAUGCUGCGGGCGGCUCUGGGCAGGAUGGGCCGUGUGGUCAAACAGUACACCAUGAACCCCAAAGCCAUGCCACGGCAGCAGCUCCUGGGGCACAUCGACAUGGACACGCGAGAGUGGUCCGACGGGGUGCUGACGUCCUCCGCUCGACAGGUGGUGCGAGAGCCACAGGAGGUGAGCUCAUGGAUUGUAUGUGAUGGAGACAUUGACCCAGAGUGGAUCGAGUCAUUAAACUCUGUGCUGGAUGAUAAUCGCUUGCUCACGAUGCCCAGCGGUGAGAGGAUUCAGUUCGGCCCCAACGUCAACUUCCUGUUUGAGACCCACGAUCUGAGCUGCGCCUCACCAGCCACCAUCUCCCGCAUGGGCAUGAUCUUCCUCAGUGAUGAAGACACUGACGUCGGCGCUCUGGUGAAGUCGUGGCUGAAGAGGGAGGAUGAAGACAACAGGAUGAAUCUGGAGAACUGGCUCAAUGAUUAUUUCCACAGAGCUCUGGACUGGGUUCUCAAACAGAGUGAUUUUGUGGUGGACACCAGUCUGGUCGGGACGGUGCUGAACGGUUUGUCCCAUCUGAGAGGGGUCAGAGAGAGAGGGCAGUUUGUCGUUGGACUCAUCCGUGGUUUGGGAGGAAACCUCACGCUCAAAUGCCACCAGGAGUUCGCCAAGGAGGUUCUGAGUUGGGCCAGAGAAAGCCCACCUGACCCUCGUAAGCCUCUGGACACAUACUACGACCCCGCCUCCGGCCGUCUGUGUGCGUAUGAGCUGCAGCGAGGGGAAGGUGUGUGUGAGGAAGACCUCAGUAACCCACACAAUCUCCCCGUCAUACACACAACUGACAUGCAGCGCGGACUCGACCUCUUCACCCCGUGGCUCUCGUCCAAUCACAGGCAGCCGUUCCUGCUGGUGGGGCCGGAGGGAUGCGGCAAAGGGAUGCUCCUGCGCUGCGCUUUCGCCCAGCUUCGCUCCACGCAGGUGGCCGUGGUGCACUGCAGCGCUCAGACAUCCUCCCGUCAUGUCCUGCAGAAACUCUCGCACACGUGUUUGGUCAUCAGCUCCAACACGGGACGCGUGUACCGUCCCAAAGACUGCGAGAGGCUGGUGCUGUACCUCAAAGACAUCAACCUGCCCAAACCUGACAAGUGGGGCACCAGCAACCUCAUUGCCUUUCUGCAGCAGGUUUUGACAUAUCAGGGCUUCUAUGAUGAGAACCUGGAGUGGGUCGGGCUGGAGAACAUUCAGAUCGUGGCUUCGAUGUCAGCAGGUGGCGCUGUGGGGCGGCAUCCUCUCACGUCACGCUUCACCUCGAUCGUACGCAUCUGCACCGUCGAUUAUCCAGACAGAGAGCAGCUGCAGACCAUCUAUAGCGCAUACCUGAAACCCGUGCUGCAGAGGACUCUGGGUAAUGAUCCGACCUGGAGCUCUACAGGGAAGAUCCACCAGCUCGCCGGCUCAUUGGUGCAGGUCUACGAGCAGGUGAAGGCUAAAUUCUCCGUAGAUGAUCACAGUCAUUACCUGUUCACCCCGUGUCUGCUCACACAGUGGGUCCUGAAUCUGCUGCGAUACGACCUGAGCGCAGGUAAAUCCGCCGUAGAUUCAGUCCUCGAGGCGGUGGCGUAUGAAGCCCGGCGUCUGUUCAGGGACCGGAUCGUGUCCUCUAAAGAUCUGAAUGUGUUUGAUAACAUCCUGUCCUCCGUCAUCAGGGGCGACUGGGGCUCGGACGCCCUCGACAACAUGACAGAUACGUACUUUGUAACAUGGGCCGCGUCUCAUGAGGGUCGUUCCCCUGGUCAGCCCCUCCCACCGCACGGAAAACCGCUCGGACGUCUCAACGCCAGUGACCUCAGAGAGAUUAUACACAAGGGAAUAGUUCUGUACGGCCGUGAUAACCGUGAGUUGGACAUCCUGUUGUUUCCGGAGGUUCUGGACUACAUGUCUCGAGUGGACCGUGUCCUGAGCUCUCCGGGCGGGUCGUUGCUGCUAGCGGGACGUAGUGGUGUCGGCCGGCGUACGGCUACAUGCGUGGUCAGCCACAUGCACAGGGCGUCUCUCUUCACUCCUAAAAUCUCCCGCUCGUACUCGCUGAAACACUUCAAAUCUGACCUCAAAACUGUCAUGCAGUCGGCCGCUGUGGACGGCCAGCAGGUGGUCUUGUUGUUAGAAGAUCAUCAGUUUGUUCAUCCGGCCUUCCUGGAGAUGGUCAAUAGUCUGUUGUCGUCAGGGGAAGUUCCAGGUUUGUACUCCACUGAAGAGUUGGAGCCUCUGCUGUCAUCUCUGAAAGAUCAGGCGUCGCAGGACGGGUUUACCGGUCCGGUUCUCAACUAUUUCUCCCAACGUGUUCAGCAGAACCUCCAUGUGGUUUUGAUCAUGGACUGCACUAACGAGCACUUCACCAUUAACUGUGAGAGUAACCCCGCCCUCUACAGGAAGUGCUCCGUGCAGUGGAUGGAGGGCUGGUCCGACAGCAGCAUGAAGAAGAUCCCAGAGAUGCUUCUGUCAAGGAUGGAAGGAGAGGAUGAGAAAAAUGGAGAAAAACAGAAGAAGAAGAAGAAAUCUGCAUCCGUGCAUUCAGAGCUCUAUCGGUCCUUCCUGGCGAUCCACGAGUCGUGUCGGGAAUUCGGAGCCACGCCUAGUCAAUACCUGAGCUUCCUGCAGGUGUACCAGUCCAUCUACAGCUCCAAACGAAAGGAGCUGACCCACAAACAACAGCAUCUACAGGCGGGCGUGGCCAAGCUGAACGAAGCGAAGGCAUUGGUGGAUGAGUUGAAGAGGCGGGCGGCCGAACAGAGCGGCUUACUGAAGACCAAACAGGCCGAGGCGGAUGCCGCCCUGCAGGAGAUCACUGUGUCAAUGCAGAACGCCAGCGACCAGAAGACGGAGAUGGAGAAGAUCAAAGAGAGGAUGGCACAGGAAGUCUCCAAGAUUGAAGAGCGGAAGAAGAAGAUAGACGAGGAGCUCAGAGAGGUUCAGCCCCUGGUCGAGGAGGCAAAGCAGGCAGUAGGGAACAUCAAACCGGAGUCCCUCUCCGAGAUCCGCUCGCUGCGCAUGCCGCCUGACGUCAUCAGAGACAUCCUGGAGGGGGUGCUGAGACUCAUGGGAACAUUUGACACGUCCUGGGUCAGCAUGAAGAGUUUCCUAGCCAAGCGAGGAGUGAGGGAAGACAUCGUCACGUUUGACGCGCGCAACAUCACUCAUGAGAUCCGACAGAGCGUCGAGGAGCUUCUGCACAGAAACAAGGCGUCGUUUGACCCCAAGAACGCCAAGCGCGCGAGUGCCGCCGCCGCUCCUCUGGCCGCCUGGGUGAAGGCCAACGUUCAGUACUCACACGUGCUGGAGAGGAUCCAGCCGCUGGAGACGGAGCACGCUGGACUGAUGGAAAACCUGCGCAAGACGGAGAACCGCAAGAACAGGCUGGAAAAGGAGCUGAACUCUGUGGGAGAGAAAGUUCUGGAGCUGAAGGAGAAGUUUCAGUGCCGUACGACUGAAGCAGCGAAACUGGAGUCUGAGGUGAGCAGAGCGCAAGAGACCAUCAGCGCAGCGGAGAAACUCCUGCAGCAGCUGGACGGGGAACACACGCGCUGGACCGCACAGGUGUGUGUGAAUGCAUCACCCAAGUUUGAUUUGCGUCACUUCCUGUGUUCUGAGAGUGAGCAGCUGAUCUGGAAGGGUGAAGGGCUGCCGUCUGACGACCUGUCGAUGGAGAACGCUCUGGUCAUCCUGCAGAGUGCUUCUUGUCCGUUCUUGAUCGAUCCGUCCUCCCGUGCGACAGAGUGGUUGCAAACUCAUCUGAAAGCACAUCGUCUGGAGGUCAUAAACCAACAGGACACUAACUUCAUGACGGUGUUGGAGUUAUCUGUGCGCUUUGGUAAAACUCUGAUCGUUCAGGAGAUGGACGGCGUGGAGCCCGUCCUGUACCCGCUGCUGCGGCGAGAUCUCAUCGCACAGGGGCCGCGAUACGUGGUUCAGAUCGGAGACAAAGUCAUUGACUAUAAUGAGGAUUUCCGUCUGUUUCUGGCGACCCGUAACCCCAGCCCCUUCAUCCCACCUGACGCCGCGUCUCUCAUCACUGAGGUGAACUUCACCACCACGAGAGCAGGACUACGGGGACAGCUGCUAGCGUUGACCAUCCAGCAGGAGAAACCAGAGCUGGAGAGCGAAAAAACGAAGCUCCUGCAACAGGAAGAGGAGAAGAAGAUACAGCUAGCUCAGCUGGAGGAGUCGCUGCUGGAGACUCUGGCGACGGCUCAAGGGAAUAUCCUGGAGAAUAAGGAGCUGAUCGAGUCUCUGAACCAGACCAAAGCAAGCAGCGCUCUGAUCCACCAGUCGCUGACUGAAUCCCACCGCCUGCAGACGUCACUCGACCAGGAAAGGGACGCGUACCUGCCGCUAGCAGAGACCGCCAGUAAGAUGUACUUUGUGAUCACGGAUCUGUCCAAGAUUAAUAACAUGUACAGGUUCAGUCUGGUGUCGUUCCUGCGACUCUUCCACAGAGCUCUGCAGACUGAACAGGAAAGCGAGAGCACCGAUGUGAGGAUCUCCACGCUGGAGAUCAGUCUGAAGAACAUGGUGUACGAGUAUAUCUGCCGCUCACUCUUCAAGGCGGAUCAGUUGAUGUUCGCGCUGCACUUUGUGAAGGGAAUGAACCCAGAACUGUUCCAGGAGAACGAAUGGGACGUGUUCAUUGGCCUGAUCGUUGGAGACAUGGUUCGGAAGACGGACUCCCAGAAGUCUCUGCGAGAACAGUUUCCGUCUUGGAUUGAUCAGGAGAGGCUGAUGGCUGUGGCUCUUCUCAAGAGCACGUUUCCAGUGUUGUAUCAGUCUCUCUGUCUGAAUGAUGCAGACCUGUGGCUCACAUUCUCACGCAGUUCCUGCUGCGAACAGGAAAUCCCGCCUCCCAUUGCCAAGAAGAUCUCCCUCUUUCAGCAGUUGUUGGUGGUUCAGGCGUUACGGCCAGAUCGGUUACAGAGUGCCAUGGCAGCAUUUGCCUCUCAAGCUUUGGGCAUGAGGGAACUGUCUCCUCCCCCGUUGAAUCUGAAGCGUCUGUACGGAGAGACGCUAGAGUCUGAGCCCAUCUUACUGAUCAUCUCCGCCGGUGCAGAUCCGUCUCAGGAGCUCCUGGAUCUCGCCAGUCAGACCGUGGGCCGAGAAAACUACCAUGAGGUGGCGAUGGGUCAGGGUCAGGCUGACGUGGCUCUCCAGGCACUCAGAGAGUGUGUUCGCUCUGGUGAAUGGCUGUGCUUGAAAAACCUGCACCUCGUCACGGCGUGGCUCCCCCUACUGGAGAAGGAGAUCAACAGUAUGAAACCCAAAGCCGGCUUCAGACUCUGGUUGACUGCUGAGGUCCAUGUGAAGUUCACUCCCAUACUGCUCCAGUCCAGCCUGAAGGUCACCUAUGAGGCUCCUCCAGGGCUCAAGAAGAACCUGAAGAGGACGUAUGAAUCCUGGAGCGCAGAGCAGAUCAGUAAAGGUGGUCACCUGACUCGAGCUCAGUCUCUCUUCUGCCUGGCCUGGUUCCACGCGGUGUGUCAGGAGAGACGCAACUAUAUUCCUCAGGGUUGGACGAAGUUCUACGAGUUCUCUCUGUCAGACCUGAGAGCCGGCUUUGAGAUCAUUGACCGUCUGUUUGAAGGUGGGAAGGUGUUUCAGUGGGAAUUCGUGCACGGUCUCCUGGAAAACGCCAUCUACGGCGGCCGCAUCGAUAACGUGUGUGACCUGCGGAUCCUUCGCUCGUACCUACAGCAGUUCUUUAACGCUCAACUCCUCAUGCAGUCUCACACACACUCUCGUGUCAAGAAAACACACGCUUUCCCGGCUCAGAUACACCUGCCCAACUCCUGCAGCAUAGCGGAUUAUCGUGCGGUGGUGGACGCUCUUCCUGAAGACGACAGACCCAGUUUCUUCGGCCUGCCUGCAAACAUCGAGCGCUCUUCACAGAGAAUCAUCAGUUCACAGGUGAUCUCUCAGUUGAGGAUUCUGAGCAGGUCUGUAGCCGCCGGCUCCAAAUUCGACAGAGAGAUCUGGUCUAACGCACUCUCACCCGUACUCAACCUGUGGAAGCGUCUCAAUCAGGGUUCCUCAUUGAUCCAUCAGAAGGUGGCUCUGCCCAGCGAGGGCGCCGACUCUCCUGUUCUCUCAUUCAUCCAGCUGGAGCAGUUUAAUGGCAUACGAUUGGUCCAGAGCAUUCACCAUUCGCUGGCCUCGCUCAGUAAGGUCAUCCGAGGCACGUCCCUCAUGACUGCUGACGUACACAAGCUGGCCACUGCACUCCUGAACCAAGAGUGUCCGUUGAGCUGGCAGAAUAAAUGGGAAGGCCCUGAAGACCCGAUGCAGUAUUUGCGAGCCGUAGUGUUCCGAGCGCUCGCCAUUCAGGGCUGGGUAGAGAGGGCCGAGAGGGGUGGACUGCUGUCGGAGAUGCUGGAUCUGUCAGAGCUUUUCCACCCGGACACUUUCCUGAACGCCCUGAGACAAGAGACCGCCAGGUUGAUGAGCUGCUCUAUGGACAGUCUGAAGUUUGUUGCGUCAUGGAGGGGUCAGAUUACUGAAGCCAAACUACAAGUGAAGGUUGGCGGUUUGCAGUUGGAAGGCUGUAGUUUCGAUGGAAACCGUCUGUCUGAAAGCCAUCAUGACUCUCCCAGUGUGUCUGCCGUCCCUGCGUGUUACAUGGCCUGGAUCCCACAGAGCGCUGUGGGAAGUUAUUCUCCAGACGAGUGCAUCUCUCUGCCCGUGUACAGCAGUGCCGAGCGUCUGUGUGUGGUGACAAACGUGCAGCUUCCGUGUGCCGGAGAUCAUGACACAUGGAUCCAGAGCGGAGCGGCACUCUUCCUCAAACAGCAGUAACACACACACACACACACUGAGACAUUUCCACAAUCAUUGUGAGCGAUCCACACACAGAUAUUAUAAUCUUUUUCUCAUCACACUACAUGUUUUGUAAUAGUCUUUGGCUUCAUAUGGGGGUGUUUAUGUCACGAUUGUAGCAUUAAAGCUGCUGUAAGACUGUAGUUUUAUUCAGUCUUGAUGCGGAUAUUUAUAUGAUCAAAUAAAAGAGUUUUUCAUCAGGA